Messenger RNA from Penicillium hordei, 1419 nucleotides. Its product is annotated as aminoacyl transferase sphA. Bases 1 to 1419 code for a protein of 472 amino acids. The transcript is spliced from 3 exons. Gene Ontology annotation, biological process: biosynthetic process. The record is from RefSeq and is a predicted model, not a curated record. Gene Ontology annotation, molecular function: pyridoxal phosphate binding. NCBI's taxonomy places the organism in Eukaryota, Fungi, Ascomycota, Eurotiomycetes, Eurotiales, Aspergillaceae.
AUGGCAAACCCUACACUCCUUGCGAAUUGGUUCCCAAACCAUACAGCCAAGGCUCCCUCCUUGCGCAAUGCUCCCAGAUUCUACCGCAACUUGGAAGAGGCGCUCGACCUACGUCGCGCCGAGCGCAGCGUCUUCAUGGUCCGAAGCAACGAGCCCGCUCCAGGAAGCAUUGACUUCAGCACUCUAGACUUUCUCCAUCUCACUGCUAGCGGACUCAUUCGCGAGGCUUUCCUCCAAGAGCUAGCGGAGAACCCAAACUUUGAACUUGGUGCCGGUGGCUCGCGUCUCUUGAACGGGAACAACGCAUACAUUGAAAAUGCGGAGGCUACAAUUGCGGAAUUCCAUAGCGGUGAGAGUGCUCUGCUUUUCCACUCGGGCUUUGAGGCCAAUACAGCCAUCAUGGCCGCCAUUCCGCGACCAGGCGAUGCUAUCGUUUUUGACGCGUUGUGCCACGCUAGUAUGCAUGAGGGCAUGCUCGCAAGCAAAGCAUUGUGUAAGGAAUCGUUCAGGCACAAUGAUGUCGAAGACUUCCGUGAAGUCUUAUCGCAUGUUCUCAACACCGAGCCACUCAUCAAGGAGGGCAAGCGGUCUGUGCUGAUCUGCCUGGAGUCGAUGUAUAGCAUGGAUGGCGACGUUGCGCCUCUACGGGAGCUUGUCGAUGUUGCCAAAGAGCUCUUCCCUGAUGGAAAUGCCCAAUUUUUGGUUGAUGAAGCGCAUACCACGGGUGUUUUUGGGCGUCAGGGACGAGGCUUUGUAAGUGAGCUGGGCCUUGAAAAUGAAAUUGCAAUCCGUAUGCAUACUUAUGGAAAGGCAUUAGCUACAACAGGAGCUGUUGUGGUUUCCAAUCGCACCAUUCGUGAGAUACUGAUUAACAAUGCUCGCUGCUUCAUCUAUUCGACUGCACCUUCUUUUCCCAUGGUUGCUGCUAUCACUGCCGGGUACAAGCUUAUGAACAGUGGCCAGACGCAGCCGUUGCAAGACAAUAUCCAACAUCUGGUGAAAUACUUCUUUGAAACCAUCACAGAAAAUCCAGUCUGGGACGAGGCGAACGAAGAGGGUAUUCUCUCUAUUCCACUUGCUGAGGACUGGGAGUCUCGCCCAUUCCUCACGCAGGUGGUUCCAGUAAUGACCCGUCAGCGGUAUACCCUCUGGCUGUGCUAUCACAUGCAGCUGGCCGGCAUUUGUGCCUUUCCUAUCGACUACCCUGUGGUUCCUAAAGGGCAAGGCCGUCUGCGUGUCGUAUUUCAUGCCACUAAUACCAAAGAGGAAGUGGAGAAGCUUGCAGAGACAAUUUGUGAAUGGGCACAAGAGAUGCUUGAUAUCGAAGCCAGUGGUAAAGGUAGUGGUAAAAUACCCACAGCUGCACGGCGGGUGCAAGCUCAGCAGGCCGCAGCGGAAGCGAAUGGAAAUGGCGUAUGA